AUGAUUAUGCCAUUGGGAAGAAUCGUGAUGUCUCGCGACUUCAAACUUGGCGAGGCCGUAUCGAUAGGAGUUGCGAUGAAUCAUUCCGUUAACAUUGCUAUGUACAUCACUAUCGCUACGAAUUCACAAUCGGGGUAUCACCAGCUCCAUGCAAGCGCAACAUAA
Messenger RNA from Pseudocercospora fijiensis CIRAD86, 165 nucleotides. RefSeq lists its product as uncharacterized. Lineage: Eukaryota; Fungi; Ascomycota; Dothideomycetes; Mycosphaerellales; Mycosphaerellaceae. The record is from RefSeq and is a predicted model, not a curated record. The coding region runs from base 1 to 165 and encodes 54 amino acids. The transcript has 4 exons.